Orycteropus afer afer is the source of this 4432-nucleotide messenger RNA. It is a transcript of the gene CBLL1, whose product is annotated as Cbl proto-oncogene like 1. NCBI's taxonomy places the organism in Eukaryota, Metazoa, Chordata, Mammalia, Tubulidentata, Orycteropodidae. Gene Ontology annotation, biological process: regulation of cell adhesion; protein ubiquitination. Gene Ontology annotation, molecular function: ubiquitin protein ligase activity. The record is from RefSeq and is a predicted model, not a curated record.
GUUACUCCGCCCGCUGGGGUGGGGCCAGCCCAACGGCCAAGCCUGCGCAGUACGCCAGGCUGAUUCCAAGGUCCUGCGCACUACAAGUCCCAGAAGGCAACGCUCCGCGGAGAGCGAGAGGCCGCCUUACCUGACACGAGCUCAAGUCUUCGACUAGUACUGCGCUACCCCUACCCCGCUGUUGCCGGUCUCCUUUCCAUAGUUAAAGGGUACUUUAUUUUGAAGCAUAUGACGAGCUGCCUUAGCAAUCUAGACACUGACUCUCUUCGCGUGCUCUUUCUCUCUCUGCCCAAACUGCUUGACUCCCUCAUUGGAGUAGGGCUGGGGAGGUAAGAGAAGGUAGCACUUGGAGGCAAGAGCUGAGCGACCUGGUCCCACUUCCGCCUUCCGGACUCCGGAAGGUGAGCGCGCACGCGCUCCCUGCGACUCCGGCGCGGUUGACUUCCGCUCCCACUGUGCCCUGCGAGCCGAAUCAUGGAUCACACUGACAAUGAAUUGCAAGGCACUAAUAGUUCUGGAUCGUUGGGUGGUCUUGAUGUUCGCAGACGAAUUCCUAUAAAGCUCAUCUCCAAGCAAGCGAACAAAGCCAAAACUGCACCUCGAACUCCAAGGACUAUAAACAGGAUGCCUGCUAAGGCUCCAACUGGUGAUGAAGAAGGAUUUGAUUAUAAUGAAGAAGAACGGUAUGACUGUAAAGGGGGUGAACAUUUUGGAAAUCAGCGAAGAUUUCCUGGACAUCUUUUUUGGGACUUUCAGAUAAACAUCUUGGGUGAAAAGGAUGAUACACCAGUUCAUUUCUGUGACAAGUGUGGAUUACCUAUUAAAAUCUAUGGGCGAAUGAUCCCAUGCAAACAUGUUUUUUGCUAUGACUGUGCUAUUUUACAUGAAAAAAAGGGAGAUAAGAUGUGUCCAGGCUGUAGUGACCCUGUGCAGCGAAUUGAGCAGUGUACACGAGGUUCUCUCUUCAUGUGUAGCAUUGUUCAAGGGUGCAAGAGAACAUAUUUGUCUCAGAGAGACUUACAGGCUCAUAUCAACCAUCGCCACAUGAGAGCUGGAAAACCUGUUACUCGUGCUUCACUUGAAAACGUUCAUCCUCCUAUUGCCCCGCCACCAACUGAAAUCCCUGAUCGCUUUAUAAUGCCGCCAGACAAGCAUCAUAUGAGCCACAUUCCGCCAAAGCAGCACAUCAUGAUGCCACCACCUCCUUUGCAGCACGUGCCGCAUGAGCACUAUAAUCAGCCACACGAGGAUAUCCGUGCUCCUCCAGCAGAAUUGUCCAUGGCUCCACCUCCUCCUCGUUCGGUCAGUCAGGAAACCUUUCGUAUUUCAACAAGAAAACACAGCAAUUUAAUAACUGUCCCUAUUCAGGAUGACUCAAAUUCAGGUGCUAGAGAACCACCACCUCCUGCCCCAGCACCUGCUCACCAUCAUCCUGAAUAUCAGGGUCAGCCAGUGGUAUCGCACCCUCACCAUAUUAUGCCUCCACAGCAACAUUAUGCACCACCCCCACCUCCUCCACCACCAAUAAGCCAUCCAAUGCCACAUCCUCCCCAGGCUGCAGGUACUCCUCACUUGGUUUAUAGCCAAGCUCCACCUCCACCAAUGACCUCUGCUCCACCUCCAAUAACCCCUCCCCCUGGACAUAUUAUUGCCCAGAUGCCACCUUAUAUGAAUCAUCCUCCUCCAGGACCUCCCCCACCUCAACAUGGUGGUCCACCUGUAAGUGCACCCCCUCCUCACCACUAUAAUCCUAACUCUUUACCCCAGUUCACUGAAGAUCAAGGAACUCUGAGCCCUCCAUUUACACAACCAGGAGGAAUGAGUCCUGGCAUAUGGCCUGCACCAAGAGGGCCACCACCUCCUCCACGAAUGCAGGGUCCGCCUUCUCAAACCCCACUUCCUGGACCACAUCAUCCAGAUCAGACAAGAUACAGACCUUAUUACCAAUGAUAAUAGUAUUUUGAACUGAAGAUAUGAUAAGGAAAAAACUUAUACAUAGUCAACCUUUUAAUUAAGCUUUGACUGUUUGGGGAAGGAAAAGCACCUCUUACAGAGGGGGCUAUAAAACACUUGAGGGUCUUGUCUCUUAAAAUGGUUUUAAACCUUGACCUUAGGACUGAUUUCAAGUACUAUACGUAGCGCAGAUAAGUGGCUCAGUUGAGCACAGCUAUGUUUUAACAACUUUGUUCUAGUGUGGUAAAUCAACCCAGAGGUGACCAUUUGUAAUAUUAUUUCCUGAAAAAAAUUUUCAUUGUUCCACUUACAAAAGUAAUUACUUUCGUUAAACCCAAUCUUUAGGUUUUCUUGUGAUACAUCUUGUUAACCUGUGUAAACGGAUUAAAUUUCGAUAUGGUUGUAAAAAUGCUAUUUUUAUGUGAAUUUAAGUGCAGCCACAUACUGUUUUUUAAAACCAUAUGUUUUACCACUAAUUUCCCAAAGUUACAAUAAAAUUCUCAAAGUAAAAAUCUAUUAGAAUUUGCUGUAAGACAGACAGUUAAAUGGCAGAAAGUUAUUUCACAUUGUAGGCACUGAAAUUUUGAGGUAUAGUAAGUACAUAAUGCACUUCACUUGGAUGCCUUUUCCUUUUAGGCAGCCUCACGAGCACCAGAAUGCAUUGGAAUUUUAGUACUAAGAUAAAUUUAUGUUUGUAAUGUUAACAGGCAUUACUAAUUAUUUGGAAGGAUAUGGCAAAAGUAACUGAUUCUAUAGGCUCCAAGCUGGAAGGGUUGUUGACUCUCCAGGCUUUUUUACUGAAUGGUUGGAAUCACAUAGUGCACCACACUUAACAAAUCUUAAGUAACAUUGUGACUGUUGAAAUGGUAUCAUGUAGACGAAGUGUAUGCCACUUUGCUCAUUGUCAUAAACUAAAUAUGUAAGGCUAGACAGGCUUGAUGUAAUUCCUCGUUUCAUGGAGUUUGGUCUUAAUGCUUAAAUGGUUUCUUAUUUAUUGGGUUUAAGCUGCCAUUUGAGUGCCAUGGAGGAAUUGGAUAAUGUAUUAAUGAAAAACAUUCUUGUAAUCACAAACUUGCAUUUGCUCAGGUCUCAUUACUGUAUGAUAAGGGUUUUUCUUCUAACUUGAAGUUUAAAAACUAUUAAUUACUUAUUCCUUUUAUUGGCUCAGUCUAAACUUGGAAGAUUUUAGCAUGAUAUUAACAGUGAAGACUACCCGAGGAUUUUGUAUUGGAGAAAAGUAAUGACUAAGUUGUGAAUUUCAGUGCUUUAUAAGGUGCCUUUAGAGUCAGCUUUUGCAUUAUAGGGCUUGUUAUAGUCCAACUAAGAUAACCACUUAUGGUUUAUACAGAACUCAUAUUUAUAAAUUGAUAUUCUCAGGAUAUUGUUAGAUAUCCUUUGAAUAAACCCCUGUGAAGGUUUUUCUCCCCCUUAAAAUGGUGCAUAAUAUAAACAUGAAAUGUGUAGUAUGCAGAUUUCAUUUAUUAGAUAGUUUGUAGUGUAUAAAUUUAGAACAUACUCUUUUUGGCAAAGGAUCAACUGAUUGCUAAUUUACCAUUUUAUUCUGUCAGGUACAGGCAAAACAGAUUCCCAUCUUGGAGGAUCAGAUGCAAAGGCAUCUCUGAGCUUAGAGCUGAAGUUAGGAAUAAUAUCAGUGGUCAUUUCAACCUUCGACCAGCCAAAAAUAGCUAAUACACUUAAAAAAUAAAUAAAGUGGUUUUUCACACCUAGCAAUUUGAGAGUCCAAUGUUAAUGCAGUAUUUCUAGUGAGAAAUUCUUAUUAGAAGCAUGGGAGUGAGAUAGUGUGAUGUUGGUGGUGAAUGCUUCUGUCCUAUUACUGUAGGUACUUGGACUGGUGCAAACUUGAUUCCCUUUCAUGCCCCGUUUAGGAGCUGUUAAAAUAGUACUUUUGAAAAUCUAAGACCAUUCUUUGUUUCAUGUAAUAAGGUAAUACCCAGAUUCACUCAGGAGCCUCUCAACUGUGAAGAGCUCUCCUGUUUUUAUUGAAAUUUGCUAGGGUUGAAUGGGGUGUGAAACCCCUUUGCCAGCCCAUGUAUUGGACAGGAAAAAUCAGUGUCAAGAUAAAAUUCCACCUUUUAAGAGAACUGGGCUUUUUUUUAAAAAAAAAUAAAAAAUAAAUAAAAGAUUUAUUUUCCGUUAGACUUAAGAAAUAUAUGUCAUGCAGGGAGGCAUAUCAGAUGAAUGUGUUGUAGUGGACAAAAGUUUUAAAUGGUAUUAGACUUGAAUUCAUCCAGUUUUUGUUUGAAUGAGGGUGGGUGGGUAGAAGGAUAACAAAAUUACUGUUAGUAUUUGUUUCCUUAAGGAAAAAGAUGUGAAUCCCGGCCUUAUUUCAGGGAAGCCUUUGAAGCUAUGAUGGACAUAAGUCUAAAUACAAUGUAUGUAUGUUUCAUUAUAUUGCUCUUAAGACUACUGAGGUGGCAGUUUAACUCUUAAAAACAAUAAAAUGGAAGCAUAAAUACUA